Messenger RNA from Didymodactylos carnosus, 438 nucleotides. NCBI's taxonomy places the organism in Eukaryota, Metazoa, Rotifera, Eurotatoria, Philodinida, Philodinidae. The record is from the annotation of a GenBank genome assembly.
AUGGAUAAUAAAGGGGCUGAUAUUGUAUAUCCUGAUGCUAUUUCUGCUGAACAAAUUGCAAAUGUAAACUAUUAUAACCAACAGCCUCCUGCGUAUCAAAGCACAAAUGUCACUUCACCUUACUCACCUUACUCACCUAAUACCGUCUAUUACCCUGCUUCAGCUCAACCGGUGUUAGUUCCUGUUUAUACCACAAGUAAUGUCCCCGAUUUUAUGUGUUGGUCAAUUGCCAACAUCUUUUUCGGCGGUAUCAUAUUGGGUUUGAUAUCGGUCGCAAUGUCAAUAGCCGUGAGAAAUUAUAAGCAAUCGGGAGACAAUAAUGCGGCGAAAGGUUGGAGUAUAGCAACGGGAAUUUGGAACGGAUUUGUGACACUGGGUACGAUAGCACUUAUUGUUGUCAUUAUUGUCGUUAUUAUACCAUUUUACCGAUAUUAUUAG